CACGCAGAGAAGAAGAUGGAGGAGCUGUGGAGCGGCGCCCCUACAGGAAAGGUUGAGACCCGGGAGGAUGAGGAGCAGCAGGUGAAGCUGGUGGAGAUCCUGGAGCUGCUCGUGGCCGCCGGAUACUUCAGGGCCAGAAUUAAAGGUCUCUCCCCAUUUGACAAGGUGGUCGGUGGGAUGACGUGGUGCAUCACUACCUGUAACUUUGACAUUGAUGUGGAUCUGCUCUUUCAGGAGAACUCCACCAUUGGACAGAAGAUAGCAUUAACUGAGAAGAUUGUGUCUGUAUUGCCAAAAAUGAAAUGUCCGCACCGCCUGGAGCCGCAUCAGAUCCAAGGUCUGGACUUCAUCCACAUCUUCCCCGUCAUCCAGUGGCUGGUGAAGCGCUCCAUUGAGACGAGGCAGGAGAUGGGCGACUACAACCGCUCCUAUUCUGUGGCCCAGUUCCAGAAAGAUCACCGUCUCCCUGAGGACACAGAGUUUCUAAGCCGGAGGGAGAAAGCCGUGAGGACCCUGAACGAGACCUUUAAUAUCUACAAACCUCAUAGAAGAUACAGGCGUCAGGAUGGCGCGGCGGAGCUCACAGAUGAGGAGUCACGGGUUCACUCCACACUCUUGGAAUACGGCAGGAGAUACGGAAUCAGCAAAGUUGGAAAGAUGGAGAAGUGGGAGGAUCAGAAGAUGCCGGUCGCUUCCGGAUUGGUCAAAGGAGACUUAAAAGAGGAGGAGGAGCUUCAGGCACAGGAGGAGCUUCGCAUCAAGACCUUAAUGACGGGGAUGGCGGCCAUGGACCUGCAGCAGGGGCGUCUGACCGCCAGCACGGUUGGGCAGAUUGUGGGCUUACAGUCACACGAGAUAAAGCAGAUGGCGUCUGAGUAUGCGGAGAAGCAAUCAGAGCUCAGCGUGGAGGAGCGGGCGGAGCACAUGGGAUCUGCGCAGCAGCAGCACCGCAGGAAGGUGGCAUCUGUCACCAAGCAGAUCACCCAGAAGAUCAAAGCCCUGGAGCAGUCGAAGGUAAAAUCCUCUGAGCUGCAGGCAGAAUGUGAGGAGGCGAAGAAGAAGUUGUCAGAGGUUAGAAGUUGCAGUGAGAAGUUGGAUGAGGAGAUGUGUGCGCUGGAGAAGGUGGAGUCCACAGCUGAUCCGGGCAUUUUACAGAAGCUGCGAGCAAUGGUGGCGAUGAACGAGAGUCUGAAGUCUCAGGAGCAGCAGUUCCGUGCACACUGCCGGGAGGAGGUGACCCGUCUGCAGCAGAAUAUCGAGACCGUGAAAGCUGAGAUGUCAGAAAGUGGGGAGGAGAAGGAGAGGUCAUCGUUGUUUGAGCAGCAGUACAGAGCGGAGCGCGAGAAGCUGCAGAAGAUCCGGCUGCUCCUGGCGCGAAGGAACCGGGAAAUCGCCAUUUUACAGCGCAAGAUCGAUGAGGUCCCCAGUCGAGCGGAGCUGACGCAGUAUCAGAAGCGGUUCAUCGAACUCUACGGGCAAGUCUCUGCUACUCACAAGGAGACCAAACAGUUCUUCACCUUAUACAACACCCUGGAUGACAAGAAGCUUUAUCUGGAGAAGGAGGUGAAUUUGCUGAACUCUGUUCACGACAACUUCCAGCAAGCGAUGGCUUCGUCUGGCACCCGGGAGCAGUUCCUCAGGCAGAUGGAGCAGAUUGUGGAUGGCAUCAGACAGAACAGGAAUAAGAUGGAGAAGAAAAAGCAGGAAAACAAGAUGAGACGAGACCAGCUGAACGACGAGUAUCUGGAGAUGCUGGAGAAGCAGAGAUUGUACUUUAAGACCGUCAAGGAGUUUAAAGAGGAAUGUCGCAGGAAUGAGGUGCUUCUGAGUAAACAGAAGGAUCGCACCCCCUGAUGUUACCUGCACUGGAAUCACCAUGGUAACCACCAUUCAUGCAUCACAGUCGGGUCACAUGACUCUAAUAAAACUAUGUCCUCCCA
Messenger RNA from Bufo bufo (common toad), 1940 nucleotides. It is a transcript of the gene CCDC93, whose product is annotated as coiled-coil domain containing 93. Lineage: Eukaryota; Metazoa; Chordata; Amphibia; Anura; Bufonidae. The transcript is spliced from 23 exons. The record is from RefSeq and is a predicted model, not a curated record. The coding region runs from base 16 to 1854 and encodes 612 amino acids. Gene Ontology annotation, biological process: Golgi to plasma membrane transport.